Molecule: messenger RNA, 219 nt
Organism: Kwoniella botswanensis
Lineage: Eukaryota; Fungi; Basidiomycota; Tremellomycetes; Tremellales; Cryptococcaceae
Exons: 2
Coding region: 1-219 (72 amino acids)
Cellular component (GO): cytoplasm
Source: RefSeq, a predicted model, not a curated record
AUGGUCUUAGGUAGAUUGAUACAUUACGCCGUAGAUGCUUUGGCGGUAUCAACCAUAUUGGCUGGAGUGAAGAAGACGACUGGUUAUGCCCCUGCAACCGACCAGAUCCCCGACUCAUCCAUCAAAUCCAUCACCGACUCGUACCUCUCAGCAGGUGAGACAGUGUUCGGCAUAAUCGCAGGUCAAAGUGUCACCAGCCAAUAUUUCAAGAAGACAUAG